AUGAUGAAGGUGACCGAGAACGACCUCAGUCUCCGAUUCCUUCGCCUUUGGCUGAAGACCUCGGCGCUACGGACUUGGGAUCUUUCGAUCAGCAGCGGCUCUGCGACAGACGAAGAUCGCUCAGACGAUGAUGACUUCGAAGAUACCGCUUCUAAUCCUUUCGCCAAUUGGUGCUCGAAGAAACCGGAAAGUUUGAGUUUAGAUAACGAAACUACGAGCUCAAAGAGAAGGAUUCUUUCUAUAAUUGGCGAUCAAAAACUGCACUUGUGGGGCAUUUACAAAGAAAGAGUUGAGCCGCUGACCAAGUUGCUCCAUUUGCCGUCGCUGGAGCAGGCAGUGACCGGGCAUCGCUUGGUGGACUUCGAAGACGGCACCCGUUGUAUCAUGCUGUCAAUCUACUACGGCGCGGUAACAAGUCUGGGCGAAGAAGAGUGCGGCCAGCUCUUUCAAAGCAGACAAGCCCUGGUCCUGUCCGUCCUGCGGGACGAGGUAGAAGCAAUGCUUUCGAAGGCCAUGCUGAUCCACACCGGGGAUAUCCAACCGUUGCAGGCAUUAGUAUUGUACCUCAUCUUCCUGCGACAUCAUGAACCUCGGCUCUCCUGGAACCUUUCGGGGUUGGCCGUUAGACUUGCUCAGAAUUUCGGCAUUCAUAGGGAGGGCAGUCUGUUCGGACUCUCAACAUUCGACAUCGAAAUGCGACGCCGCCUUUGGUGGCAAAUUGCAGUUCUGGACGCUCCAUCGGCCGAGGACUAUUCGGGUGAAUACAAUUUACUCGAGAUGAGUAGUUUCGAUAGCCAGCCACCGCGGAAUCUCAACGACAUACAGCUGUAUCCGGCAAUGCUCGAGUAUCCAUCCGAAACUAGAGGCAUCACGGAGAUGACGUUUACAUUAGCCCGAUGCCAAAUCACGAGCAUGUACCGUUGCAUGGCGGACUCGAGAAGGCACUGUGAAAACAUGAGCAAGAGCUAUGCCGAAAUGUCACAGCAAGAGCGCAACGAUUGGAUCGACUUUUGUGAGCAAGAGUUUUCUCAAAAGUUCCUUCAAAAUUACUCGGCGACAAACGCUCUGCAUUGGGUUACCAUGGUCCUGACGAGAAUGCUAUUUCACAAAGUUAGGCUGCAUGGCAUCAACCCACAUGUGGACUCGAAAGAUAUAACAGAGCCAACCCGCAAGCGAUUAUUCGCCGUCGCUGUCGAAGUCAUAGAACUCAACUGCAAACUUCGGACUGAUCCCCGAACGCGUCCUUGGCUUUGGCUUUUCAGCUCCUACACUCAGUGGCAUGCAUUCUCUCUGGUCCUUCACUGGCUUCGAACGGACCCUCUUUGCAAGGGAUCCCGGCGAGCAUGGCAGGCAAUUGAAAAAGCCACCGUGUUGAGGUGGGAGCAUCCUCCCUCAUUGUUGAGCGGUCAAAAGCCGCAACAAUGGCGGUCUGUUCUCAGACAGCUGGGAAAGGCAAGAUCUGCUCGACAAGAGGCUUUGGAUACAAGAGGAAGAAGGGGUUCACGUACGGCUUCAGAAAAGACUGGGCAACCCUCGGCAUUUUCACUAGCAUCGACAACAUCUCAUGCUCCAUCCUCUUCAGGCAGUUCGCUUCCGAAGCCUUCCCAUUCCUAUGAUUCCUUGCUCUCAAGCAGCUCCCGGCAUCAACACCAAGUUCAGACCCCGGAGGUGGUCCGAACAAAUGCUCCGGGUCCUUUAACACCUCCCAUCACCACUACGGACGUCUCUCUGCAACGGGAUCUGAGAACGCCAGAACAAGGAAAUUCACAGAACACACACAGCGUCAACGGCUAUCAGUUUGACGAGAUUGGUGGUGUGUUGCCGCACCCGGACCUGAUGAUGAUCGAUGAAACGACGUUCUCGGCCGAAGAAUUUCAGGAUCUUCAGGGCUUUUCUUUUCUUGAAAACUAUUCUCUGGAUUAA
Messenger RNA from Colletotrichum abscissum, 1923 nucleotides. RefSeq lists its product as uncharacterized. NCBI's taxonomy places the organism in Eukaryota, Fungi, Ascomycota, Sordariomycetes, Glomerellales, Glomerellaceae. Gene Ontology annotation, molecular function: zinc ion binding; DNA binding. The record is from RefSeq and is a predicted model, not a curated record. Gene Ontology annotation, biological process: DNA-templated transcription. The coding region runs from base 1 to 1923 and encodes 640 amino acids. The transcript is spliced from 4 exons.